Suillus clintonianus is the source of this 1353-nucleotide messenger RNA. Its product is annotated as Met-10+ like-protein-domain-containing protein. Lineage: Eukaryota; Fungi; Basidiomycota; Agaricomycetes; Boletales; Suillaceae. The transcript has 9 exons. Gene Ontology annotation, biological process: tRNA N1-guanine methylation; mitochondrial tRNA methylation. The record is from RefSeq and is a predicted model, not a curated record. Gene Ontology annotation, cellular component: cytoplasm; mitochondrial matrix. Bases 1 to 1353 code for a protein of 450 amino acids.
AUGGCAUGCACACUGACACUCGAUGUAUCACCUCCAGUGCAUCGUUGGAUGAACACCACUCUUGACAGGGAUGCUUUCAAGAAGACUAUCCCUGUUCUUGCCGCCAGAGUCCCUGCUUCCAAAACAGGAUCCCUGUUAAAGUCUGAUGUUAUGAAAAAGUCCCUCAUGGAUUUGCCAAAAGUACGCAGUGUUCUUCGGGACCCCCACGAUGACCUCGAGAGGUUGAUAUUGCUGAAUGUAUCUGAGGAUGCUGCCCUCACGACUGAGGUUCGCAAUUUCCUGCAAGAACAGUCUGCUACGCUGGUUACACACAACCUAGACUUGACUUACGACUACUGGACAGCUGAUGAAAUCUUACAGUCCAUAUUGCCUGAAGAGCUUUGCAAGGGCUCUCCAUCGGGUUUCGCAAUCACCGGCCACCUAGCUCACAUGAAUCUCAAUAAAGAAUAUCUACCCUAUAAACACAUCAUCGGUCAGAUCAAAAAUCCUAUGAUCCAGACAGUCGUCAAUAAAUUAGACAGUAUUGAUACAAAGUACCGGUUCUUCAAAAUGGAACUGCUCGCGGGAGAACCUAAUUAUAUUGUUGAACACCACGAGUCCAAUUGCCGUUUCACUUUUGACUUCACCCACGUUUAUUGGAAUUCACGGCUCCACACAGAGCAUGAUCGGCUUGUCCAGCACUUCAAACCAACCGACGUCAUUGCAGAUGUAUUUGCAGGUGUGGGUCCCUUCGCAAUUCCUGCUGCCAAGAAGGGGUGCGCGGUAUUUGCGAACGAUCUUAACCCUGAAAGUGCGAGAUACUUGAGCAAGAAUAUCAUUGACAAUAAGGUCGCAAGUUUGGUCCGCGCUAGCUGCGAGGAUGGUCGCGAUUUCAUUAAAAAGGUUGUUGCCCGUGCGAUGGAACAUCCUUUCCCCGCAUAUACCGGACCGAAACUCAGCAAGAUGCAAGAAAAGGAGGAGAAACGCAGGCUGCAACUAGCAAAAUCCUCUCAGCCUGCCGCACUUGCACCGGUUGAUCAGUCUCCUCGUCAAGCCAUCUCACAUUUUGUGAUGAACCUCCCGGACUCAGCGAUCGAGUUUCUCGACUCCUUCCGUGGAAUUCUAUUAGAAGGCACUAGUGAACGGGAUUUGAGCGGCAUUUACGCCAGCAUGCCCAUGGUUCACUGUCAUUGCUUCACACGCGAACUCCAGCCAGACAGGGCUGAAGCGGAUAUCAGACAGAGAGUUGAAAGUAAACUCGGACAUAAGCUAGACGCGGAGGUGGCGUUGCAUAUGGUUCGGUCUGUUGCUCCAAACAAAGACAUGUACUGCAUAAGUUUCAGAUUGCCUCGUGAUGUGGCAUUUGCACGGUAA